This is a messenger RNA of Triticum urartu, 991 nucleotides long. RefSeq lists its product as uncharacterized. NCBI's taxonomy places the organism in Eukaryota, Viridiplantae, Streptophyta, Magnoliopsida, Poales, Poaceae. The record is from RefSeq and is a predicted model, not a curated record. Gene Ontology annotation, biological process: response to heat.
CACUAGUAGCCAAGAAUUGGCAUACAUUAAACCAACUUUCAGCCUUCUUCAUAGAUAGUUCUCGCAUUACUCUUCCGAUCCAGCAUCAGGACAAGCCAGUGAUAGAUGCAAGUUAGCAUUGCAGGUCUAAUGUCGACGGUUGUUGCGUCUUACACCCCUAUGACUAUGAGUCGCUCGCCCGUUCUGCCGUCUUCUUCCGGCACGCCGGCCAGCCGCUCUUGGAGGCCGGCGGCAGCGACGGCGUUCGCUAAUUCUCUCGCCGUCAAGUGCUGCCGGCCGACGUCUGUGGUACUCCGCGCUCACCCGGAGAAACAGCUGCCGGCGUUCAGCAUUCCCCCCACCGCCCUGCUGUACCCUGUGCAACCGCCGGACAGCAAGGAGCGGUGGGACAUCAAGGAGGAGGAGAAGCACGUCAAGAUAUGGCUCCAGGUGCCCGGGCUCUCCGAGGACGACCUCGAGAUCACCGCCGGCGAGGACAUGCUCGAAAUCAAGAGGAAGCCUCGCACCGGGGCCGGCGGCCGCGAGGAACCGCCGGUGGAGGUGCACGGGGUGGGCUCCUUCCACGUCAGGCUUCUCAUGACCAAGGAAUACAACAGCGAGGACGUCACCGCGGAGCUCAAGGCCGGGAUGCUGGAGAUUACCAUCGGCAAAGCCGACAACCGUGGCAUAAAAAAACCAGUCGGGUUUGGGAAGAAAAGCACGGCCCAGAACACGCCAGCCCAAGACAAGCCGAGCUCAAACAAUGCCGCCCAAGGUAAUGGCGCCUCACCGAAAAAUCAGAAGUGACCGGCCCAAACCGAUCUUCAGUGCGUUUUUCCCUUUUCGUGUACUCAUUUCCCAUUCUUCUUUUGCGAAAUAAGCAGCUUAUGUUUGAAACCAGUGAUGCAUCGCUCGUUGUGGUGUGCGCUGUCGUGUGCGUAUGGAGAUUGUUUGUUCAAAAUUGAGCUCUUUUACAACACUUCAGAAAUUAAUAUAGUCCGUUCAUUUCUCC